Molecule: messenger RNA, 2332 nt
Organism: Anolis carolinensis (green anole)
Lineage: Eukaryota; Metazoa; Chordata; Lepidosauria; Squamata; Anolidae
Gene: rfxap
Product: regulatory factor X associated protein
Exons: 4
Coding region: 1-1104 (367 amino acids)
Biological process (GO): regulation of transcription by RNA polymerase II
Cellular component (GO): nucleus
Source: RefSeq, a predicted model, not a curated record
AUGGUCAGUCGUAGGAAAAAAAUUACUCCGUGGUUUGAAAGUGGAGCGCCUGCGCACUCCGGGAGCUUCCGGGGCGCAAGAGGAAGCGGUGCCGAGCGCGCCUGCGCGAUUGCGUGGUCGCGGGGGCAAGCUGUCAUCCGUGGGCGCUCCGCCGGGCGUUGCUGUGGCAGCCGAGGGCCCUGCGAGGCCCGGCUGCGAGGCCCUUGGGGCGGGACGGAGGCCUCGGGGAAGCACGCCGCCGCUCUCCGCUCCUCCUCGGCCCCUUCCCCGCCGCAGGCGCUCACGCUGCUGGUGAUGCAGCCCUGCGGCGGGGGAGGCGGGGCCGCGGAGGGCCUCCGCUCGGCCAACGCCCAGGCCCCCGAGGCGACGCCGCCGCCGCCCUCCUCCGCCUCGGCCCAGGGAGGCCUCGUGCUCUUCUACGAGCUGGGCCCCGCGGCCGAGGCGGAGGGGGGCGGCGGGGGCGACAGCGCGGGGAGCCCCGGAGGGGGAGGCGGCGGAGGAGGAGGCGGCAGCCUGGAGGAGCUGGAGGACGAGGACGAGAGCGGGGCCCAGUCCGGGGGAUGCAAGAGCUGCACCUACGAAGGCUGCCGCGAGACCACCACGCAGGUGGCCAAGCAGCGGAAGCCCUGGAUGUGCAAGAGGCACCGGAACAAGAUGUACAAGGACAAGUACAAGCGCAAGAAGAGCGACCAGGCCCUGGGAAGCGGAGCGGGAGCGGGAGGAGGCGGCGGCGGCGGCGGCGGCGGCCCUGCAGGGGGAGCAGCAGCAGUUGCAGCCGCGCCCUCAGGAGGAGGCGGCCCUGUCUCGGCUCCUGCCUCCGUUUCUGUGUCUCCAGGAGCCGCGGCGCCCACGGGAACAGCCCCGGGGAGCGGCGGGCGCAACGAGGAUUGCACUGAAAAUUCAGUUUCUGCAUCAAAACAAAGGACAGGAACCGUGGGAGAUCGUCCAGCAAAACCUACACUUUUGGAACAAGUAUUGAACCAGAAAAGACUGUCACUUCUGAGAAGUCCUGAAGUUGUACACUUUCUGCAAAAACGGCAGCAACUCCUAAGUCAACAGGCUUUGGAACAAAGGCAACAACAGUUUUCAGGCGCUUCAGCGUGAUGGCAGUAAAGCCCCUCAACUUAGCUUCACGUCAGCAUCUGAGAUCAAAGCAAGACUUGGAUGACAGACCAUCAAACUGCUCCAGAUAUUGUAGACAGUGUUUUGUUUUGUUUUUUUGUUUCCCAAACAAGUCAGAAAGCUUGGAGGAACCUGUUUGCUUGUUUCAGGAAUUGUGUUUGACUUGUAUUUAUUUGAAAAUACUUUUGAUAGCUUUAUUCAUUCUCCUUGUUCCAUUGAAACCUUGCAUUAAUUUUUUGGAACUGUGUUGAGCUUUACAGAAAGAUAAAUUAAUAGCUCAGUUUGACUACUCAGUUCUUUAUGGCGUGAAUUGAUUUAAUAUCAUGCAGAACAUUAUUCUUUAAUGACUGUCAUUGAAGAAAGCAAUACUUACUUUCUGUGGAAGUUUUAAGUGGUAAACUUUGAGCCAAUCUGUUAGUCGGUUUAGGGACAAGGCAAUGCAGAAUGCUGGGUUUACAGUUUUCUGGGGGAAACUCAAUCACUGUUUCUUUGUUGAGGAACAGUUGCUGUUCCAGCAUUGAUUUGUCCCUUUGGCCAUUCUGGUUGAUUGGUUUCUAUAUUGCAUUAUAAAUUAAUGUGUCCCAGGUUGUUAAUUUCAUACUGUUUUUACACAUGGUUAAAAAAAUGAGUGUGAUUUUUCCAUUUAAGCUUAUUUAUAUUAAUUUUAUAUUUUAAAUGACUUAUUUGUAUUGAUGAACCUAAGUAAUUCUUAUAAGGAUAUAUUGAUACAUCAUUUUUGUAUCUUUGUAAUUUUUCAUACCUUUGAACAUGUUUAGGACUUUUUAAAAAAUACUUUUUAAAAGAAUGUCAUUUAAGUUAACUUUUUUACAUCAGACUUUUGAAAUAUUUAUCAACUGUAGAUAUUGGACUGGGUCCACACUUGGACAUACUUAAAGUACAUCAAUUGAAAUAAAGUAACUUGAGUUAGUAAUGCCUAAAUUAAGUCAUACUUAUUUCACUGGAUGUACUGGAAAUAUGAUGGACUGGAUCCAGUCAUAUAAAAGGUGUCUUGCCUAUUGAUAAGCCGAAAUAAACCUUGUAUUUCUGGCUUGCCUUAGGGAAGGAAAUCUGAACUGUGAUAAAAUACUCAGAUUUAAAAUAUACAUGGUGCUUGUUUGUUCUUCCAUUUCUGAAUUAGAUGCUUACUUGUGAGUAACCUUUUUCAAUUUUGCAUGAAGAGAAUAGUUAAAUACAUUUGUUUUUAAACUCU